Messenger RNA from Cloeon dipterum, 2582 nucleotides. RefSeq lists its product as uncharacterized. The transcript has 16 exons. The coding region runs from base 1 to 1629 and encodes 542 amino acids. The record is from RefSeq and is a predicted model, not a curated record. Gene Ontology annotation, molecular function: signaling receptor activity; odorant binding. NCBI's taxonomy places the organism in Eukaryota, Metazoa, Arthropoda, Insecta, Ephemeroptera, Baetidae.
AUGGAUCCCUUAUUGCAUGGAUUCUGGAUGGCUGUUUGCGGGAAGUUGUACAUCUUUGGCAAAUCUUUGGUUAAUUGGGAGCAAAACAACGCAAUGUGCUGCAGGUUAGGCAUGAAACCAAUUGCCUUUGACACUGGUGCAGAGUUUGAUUGUUUCCUUUCCUUAGUCAAAGAUGGCUCUUGGAAAUACAACACAAUAUACUGGGUUAAUGCAGUCCGAUCAUCAAUGAGCGUAAACUCCGCUUAUCAGUGGUGCAGUAACAACAACAAAGUUUCUGACGCCUAUUGGUCCAACAAUGAGCCAAAUUACGUGAAAGGCUCAGAAAAUUGUGUGCAAAUGAAUGUGUUGCCGCCUAAAGUGAAGCUACGGGACCAGCCAUGCGGUGUACUGACUCCUUUUAUUUGUCAGUAUGCUGACGCAUACGAUGCGUGUUGCGCCAUUGGCUUGAAGCUUCUGAGCUUGCAUCAGGACAUCUUGUAUGCAUUUUUGGCUGAGGCUUUCCAGAAUGCGAGCAUCAGCGCUAGCUCCAAAUUUUGGACUUCGGGCACCGAUUCAGGUUGCAAGGGCACAUAUGGAUAUUGCGGCUCUAACCGAUUACUUCGAGAGGAAGCAAUAUGGGCAAGUGGGCAGCCAGAUUUGAAAGAUGGAGGUUGCCUGGUUGUUUCUGGUGAUGGAACUUUGUCAGAUGAGAGAUGCAAUUCAAAAUUUCAAUACAUAUGCGAAGGAAGAGUGCCGUCUAAAAAUUUCAUGGACAUCAUCGAAAUAGAGUGCGCAAAAACUUAUCGGCUAACGAGGAAUGACGUCAAAAUGCUAAUGAACUCGACGCCUGAUGAGUUGAGGGAGAAAUGCUUCUUAAAAUGUUUUGGCGAAGGAACUGGAUUGUUCGUCAAUGGAAAGCUCGCAGAAGAAAAACUCAUGUACAAUUUUCAACAAAUUUCUCAAAGUGACGUGAACAAACUCAUGGAUAUGUACUCUACUAUGGAUUUUUGUACUAGUGCCACGAAGGGAAUGGACCCAUGUGACAAAGCUACUGCUCUUCUAAAAUGUGGCCAGGAAAAUUCGCCAGAUGCAUUUGGUGAUCUUUUGAACAGUUUGGAGACAUCAAUAUCAGAACCGGCAGUUAUUCUGCCCCCACAGCAAAGUGUGUGCAAACCUAAAGUGGAUUGCGAUGUUGAUGAAAACAGGCGAAAUGCAUUUUUGAACGCUCCAACAAUAUGGAUAGAGAAUGGAAACUUGAAGUUGCAAAAAUCUAUCGCUUGUGGAAAGAAUUUCCUCGCGAUGUACCUCGUUUUUAAAGUCUCGUAUAACUGGGCAAGGGAAAUAUGUUGUGACUUUGGACUUAGAAUAGCUACCGUGGACACCAAGCAAAAAUAUGAUUGCAUGAUCAGCAAUAAAAUCACAAGUGGCAUUGCUGCAUCUGAUAUUUUUGCUGUUGGUGCAACCCGAAUGGGAUUCCUGCAGAAACCAAUUUGGUGUCAUUCGAAUACGCCAUUUGACUUUAAAUUAGGAGAAGAUAAUUUGUCAAACAAUCCGAAUGAUUCAGAAUAUGUUAUUUUCUUCAAUUUUAAAAAAGCAAGUAUGACUGCUGGUAACAAUGCCUUUAAACCUAUAAUUUGCGAAGACUUCUGAAUGGAAUGAAAUGAUUAUGUUUGUUUUUGGUAUUAAAAGGGAUCAAUAUUUGGAAUUUAUAAAUCACAUUGUUUUAUUUGAGACCGGUAAGCAAAUAGAUGGGUUUUUUUCUAAAAAUAAAUAAACUUGACCAAUUCUAAAAUUUACUCAAAAACCCACGCAGUAAUUGCAUCGAAGAUGAGAUAUUCAAAGCGGCGUUUAAAAGAGUUGCAAGGAGCGUCGUCCGUUUGACCGGACUCUGGGAUGGCUGCAAUCGUUAAAAUCCUAUUCAGCUGUAAUUAAAAAUGUAUUUCAAGCUGGUGAGUGUGCGAGAGUCGGACUGUGCAAGCCAACCAGCCAGCGAGCUCCUAAUCUAUGAGCCACAUAAUAGAGCAUAAUUACUUUUGAUAUUAAAUUAUAGAGUGCGUUGAAUGGUUGGACGGGCCAGGUAUCCCGGCAGCAUCCGAGAAAUGAGCACCGGUAGCAAACUCGGUGUUUAUAGUCGGCGUUUUACGAAUCGGAGCGACGAGGAAAAUCGUAAAUAAUCUGUCAGGAUUUCUUGUAAUAUGUGUUUGAGGGCACACGCGUUUGUGUGGACCGGCGAGGAAUGAUAUUGCUCUUGGAAGUCGCGGCAGCGGACCCUUUUCUGUCGAGAAAAUUAUUACGCUUCAAACUGCGCGUGCGUUUUUCGCUUUUGAAAUAAUUCCCCAUUGUGUUGCUCCCGCUGACUGACGCGGACGAAUUCCGCUCGUAAUAAUUCCCCGCAGGACUAAUUUCCAUCAUCAAAUUACAUUUUUUUGAUCCGCACUGUGCCGACUUUGUCAUCUCAUUUUCACUAUUUUUUAAUGAACAUUAGCUGCCACGGCUGAGGCGAGGCGAAUCGUGAAGCCUCCGCCGCUUUUUCCAUAGACUAGAUCAACCUAGAGACCUUGUGAGGAAAUGCACUAUAAAGAAAGCUGGCGAACCUUAAGCUU